Messenger RNA from Dendrobium catenatum, 2654 nucleotides. RefSeq lists its product as uncharacterized. The record is from RefSeq and is a predicted model, not a curated record. The transcript has 2 exons. Lineage: Eukaryota; Viridiplantae; Streptophyta; Magnoliopsida; Asparagales; Orchidaceae. Bases 383 to 1051 code for a protein of 222 amino acids.
CAACGCGAAACUGAACGGCCCAUUGUACGUCUUCACUCUCUUUGGGCAUGCUUUAUAGAUUCAUUAUUUGUUUGCCGUCUCUCUCGGGAUCCAAUUCUUCUUCUUCUUGCAACUAGCUCAGAUCCCUUCGCAACCUGCUAAGAUAUUCGAUCAAUCGGUUGAUCGAUAGGUCCGAUCUCUUGCCGGGAAGUAUCCGGAUCGCUAUUUCUUAUUGGAGAUUUUACGCCGGCUCGAGUACUAACUGAUUUCCCUCGUCGGAUUGGGUUACAUCGUGAAUUCGCGAUUCCAAGGGAGUGGAAUCUCCAGAUCAGACGGAAUCCAAAAUAUUGUCCGACGUUCGCAAUAGACAAUUCUGGCAUUGUUGUGUUGGCUCGGUCACGCAAUGGUGGAUUGCCGGAGCCUGAUCGAGUUCUGUCGGGCUUUCGAGCAGCACCGGCAGGCAGUGAACCUGCAGGCUUCGCCGGAGAACCGAUCCAACAAAUCUCAUGGGCGGAGCAACACGGUGAACUUAUUCUCUCAGCCUUUCUGCGAGCACUCCCCUUUCGCUGCCAUGGACUUUCUCAUGCUACUUCUUGUUCUCGGGUCGUUCGGCGUUUUAACUUUGCCCUAUUUCAAGUUCAUCUACAAAGAAGCUUACGAGCUGUUCCCGGUGGCGGUUGAUCUUAUGGGCGAGGUUGUCUGCCCUAGGUUUGUAACCUAUGUUAUCGGGUUUGCUUUGAUGCUGAUUACGGGCGUUGCGCUUUGGGGGGUCUUCAGUCACCAAUUUAGGAAAUGUGGGAAUCCUAAAUGUAAGGGACUUCGGAAGGCGGUGGAGUUUGAUAUCCAGCUUGAAUCUGAAGAGUGUGUGAGGUUUAUGCCGGCAAUUCCUAUGGAUGCUUUUGGUUCUAGACAGUUGGAGCUGGGGCAGGAUCACAAGGAGCUGGAAGCUGAAUUGAAGAAGAUGGCACCCCUAAAUGGCCGCACCGUUCUCAUCUUUCGGUCGCCCUGUGGAUGCCCAAUAGGAAGAAUGGAGGUUUGGGGACCAAAAAAAGUCAGGCGUAUUAAGAAAUAAUCACUCAUACAUAUAAUUUCUGUUGACAUUUUAGUUUAUUUAUAGCAAUAAGAUGCAGAUCCCAAAUAAUGAAGAUUGUAGGUUUCAUCAGUACUGAAUAAGUAGUGAUCUGUAGGCUUAAAGAAACAUAUGUAACGUGGAAGAUUGGGGUCCCUUUGUUGCACAUGAAUAGGAACAGACUAUUGGCAAAUGCUUUUUGCUAUUGCCAUUAAAUUUAUCAUAUCUUCCUGUUUAAUGGUCAGUUUCAACUGUUUUUUUGCUACUCCCUGGCUUUGCUAACUCUAGGAUAUAGAGUUAAUCUGAAAAAGAGCGAUAUUUCUCAUAGUUCAACUUUGAAAUGUUCCAACGAUUUUUCUAAAUCUGCUAGCUAAACAACCUCAACAUUUUUCAUAACUUGUAGGAUAAUAAGGACUAGAUCUAUGUUUCUUUUUUCUUCUUCUUCUCUUUGUGUCUCUCCCCCCUUCCACUCUCCUUCUCUUUCUCUCUUCUUUGAAAUUGCAAAUGGAACACGAAAAAAGCUUGCAGAUUUAGACAUUUUUUAUCUUCCUCAAUUAUUUGACUCGAGUUUGUGGGCUAAUAUUUCAUGUUUGCUCCAAGAUGAGCAUAAUGUUUGGCCUGUGAUAUUCCGUGAUAGAGGUUGCCAAAUGCAUAGAUUCCAAAAUCCUUCUAUAAUUGCAAAUGUAUUUUUUCUUAACUGUUGAAAGUUUACGAUUUCGAUACCUAUUCUUUAACUUUGCUAGUUAAUGCAUAACUUUGUGAGUUUCUAAACCGUAACAAAAGUUUUCUUAGAUGGAAGAUGUUUAUUUAAUUAUUGUGAUUCACUGAGGACUAAUUGGAGAAUUGUGAGAAGAAAUGGAAUCAUAUUUUCAGAGCACUGAAGCUCAUAUGCUACUUCAUUUAGCAUGCAUGAUUUUAGGAUUAUGUAAGAGCUACCCAAUAACAUCACUUCCACUAUAACUUGUCUGAAACCAAAGUUUAACUAAAUAGCAAACUCUCAAGAAAUUUAAAUUUUCAGGUUUUGCUACUAAGCCUACUAACACAAUAAAGACUAAAAGGGUAUGAAUGCUGUUAACACAACAGAGACGAAAAGGGUAUGAUUCUUGAUGUACAUAAAUAGUUUGGCGGAUUGCUUUCCAUAAUGAUAUAAUAUUUAUCAUUAGGAGGUAUGAAGAAUCUAUUAAUCUCCCCUAUAUGUUGCCCAUUACAUUUGAUAUCAUUUUAAUUUGAUUAUUCUUCUUUUUAAUUGACCAAUUUUUGCCUAACACAUGCAAGGAGACUGAAGUGUAGGUUUUCCUAAUGCAAUUAAUAUGAUGUGUAAUAUGCUUUCAUGAAAAGAAAACUUGAAGAUUCUCAAAUCAAUCUAACAAUCCACUUUCUUCAAAUGAAAAGAAAAGUAGUCUUUAAGCCCAGUUAACAGUGAAAUGAUUGUAAAUCUGAGAAUUUCAGCAAUAAUUUGAAAAUAAAUAAAAUUGGAAAGUCAAUGAAUUAAUUUUCAAUAAAUCAAAUUUUCGAGAUGCCACUUUUUUUUUAUAAAAAUCAAAAACACUAUACUAGUCAAUAACAAAUUAGGUAGAAAAAUUGAGAAGAAAUAAAAUAGCAAAAG